UGUAUGGGUUUCCACAUGGCGUGCUACUACAUCGUCAUCAGCUCCACUCACCUCAGCAACGGACACUUCCGCAACAUCAAGGGAGUUUUCAGAGGCCCGCUGUGCAGCAAGAACCUGGAUUAUGCUGAGAAGGAGAAAACCUUGGCCAAAGCCCUGGAGGACCUCAAGGCCAACUUCUACUGUCAGCUGUGUGACAAGCAGUACUACAAACAUCAGGAAUUCGACAACCACAUCAACUCUUAUGACCACGCGCACAAACAGAGGCUGAAGGAGCUGAAGCAGAGGGAGUUCGCCCGGAAUGUGGCCUCUAAGUCUCGGAAGGAUGAGCGGAAGCAGGAGAGAGCGCUGCGCCGGCUGCAUGAGCUGGCAGAGCAGCGCAGAGAGGUUCAGUGUGCCCCAGGGAGCGGCCCUAUGUUCAAAUCCACCACGGUGGCAGUGGAAGGCAGUUUCAGAGAUCCACAAGAAGAGAACCAGAGUGCUGGAGGCCAGGAACCUGGAGCCCAGAACCAGCUGAGCAGCUGCAAACAGACCACGUGGUCGUAUGGCGGAAAAAACACCAAGAAGCAAGCGCUCAGGCGCAAAAUAGCCUUCUCCUUUUCCUUUCCGAAGAAAGCUUCAGUGAAGCUGGAAUCUUCGGCUGCAGUUUUCUGCGAGGGUCUGGAGGAGGGUACGGUGGAACGAAGCAGCCGGAUCCAGGUGCCAUUUGUGGAGCUUGACCUACCAGACUCACCGGCUGAGGAGAAACAGGUGAAUUGCAAGGACACGCUUUGUUGCACUGCAGAAAGCAGCAAUGUGGGCGAUCAGGGGUCCCCGGAUAUACCUGCUGGAGUGGAUGGCCUCCAGCAUGCUGCUUCAGAUUUGUGUGCAUUCCUCGUUUACUCUGAGGACACGUCCAUGUCUCCUAUUACCCACUUACCUGCCAACUCUGAAAGCGUUCUGGACUCUGAGAGCCCUGUGGAGAGCACUGUGGCUGAGCAUAAAGCAGAAAGUGGUCAGGAGACGGGCAGCGAAAGCAAAGAGAAAGACUUGUGCGCAAGUGACCCUCCAGUUAAGGCUUGCUCUGAUGUGCCACCUGAGAAUGAUUCGUUUCAAAGCCAAGGAAAAGAGGAGGAUGCGGCUACUGCAAAAACUCUCAGCUCUUUUGCAAAGCCUAGCCAGCCUUUUUUCUCUGUCCUCGGCAGGGACGGUAAAACCAUCUUCCAGUGGCCCUCUGAGAUGGUUUCCUUCACCAUGACGGAGCCUUCCCUGUCGUUCAGUUGCAACCCGCUCCAUUUUGACUUCAGAGGGUCACAGAUCAGAAGGUGCCCUGACGCUCAGGAGGCAACCGAACCCAAAAUUGAUGAGGAGUCAUCUUCUGUCAGCACGACCACCAGUUCACAGAAAUCCUCCAGCUUAGAAAGGCACAUGGAGGAGGCCUCAUGUGGCUACGGAACAGAGAGCAAGGUCAGAAAGUGCCAUCAGUAUUCCGGCGAUACAGAAAGCGGAGCGAGGCCGAAAGUGCACGGCAGAUGCAGGCAUUCCAAAGAUUGGCCUCAUGCUGGCAAGAGAGCGGAGGACAAAUUGCGGGCUAGAGAUCGGCGCCAUUACAGGAGCCAGCACAAAAAGAGACACAAGCGGCGCCACAAGAGAAGAAGGAGAAGGAGGGAGGAGGAGCAGAGUGAGAGUGAUGUGGAGAAAUGUGCAAAAUCCCACAGACGAGCGGAGAGCCGUGAAGAGCUUGAUAGCCAAUUUAGAGGCGCCACUUCACAGCAAGCGCAGCCAUUAGAGAAGUCAAAGCAAUCAGCUCAAAAUCAGGCAGAGAACAACAGCAUCACUCCCACAAAGGAGGGGGAGCAGGCAGGCAGGAUAAACGGCUCUGCGGGAGGCUCUGAUGAACCUUGGGCCUGCAGCGAAAAGGUGCUGGGAAUCUGUGGAGGGACGGCAGGGGAGGCAGACAUAACAGGACACGGCUCGAGCUGUCUCAACACGCCUCCCUCUGAGAAAGAAUCCUCAGAUCACAGCAGCCCGAGGCUGGAGGAUCCGCACUCUCCGGAGAGAGAUGUAGAGGAUCCGUGUGAAGGAAAGAUGGUGAAGAAACGACACAGUGACUCAUGCGGUGAGGAUGAGCCCUGGUCAGAUCUGACACAAUGCAUUUACUGUGGAUCCUCGGCACAAGACAACAAUGGGCACAAAGGCUCGGAUUUAUCUUGCCCAAAACAUGCGAGAAAAAGGCAAAAAUUGUCUCAGCCCUCACACCUUGAUAGCGGAUAUCCUGUUGCCAAUAGUGUCGUUUUGAAUGCAGAGGGUAGGGCCUCUGUGGUGGAGUCAGUGGUGAAUGAUUUAAAAGCAAUGUGUGACAGCUCCAAUGGGCCAGACCAAAUCUCAUGCAGUAUUGAUGACUUAGAGAGUGGUGCGGUUGAUUGUCAGAUACUGACUUCCAUUAGCGGCACCCCGGGUCAAACAGCCGCGGAUAACAGCUGCUGCCAGCCGAACUCAAACCCUUCCCCCACUCAGAUCAAUGCUCAGAGCGGAAAGGGCACUCAUCCCCUACCUGCGGGAGACUCUGAGCCUGCAGAGAUCCUGACAGCCACAAAGCAGCUCGCUAAGAUCCUGUCUAGAGCGGAGCAGGGCUCUGCGAAGGAUUGUAAAAAGUGUGCCGUAGCGGCUCAGGUUUGUCUGCUGGAUGUGAGAGAGAUCGUCCCGCGGAAAGCAGAGAAAACCAGUCACGAUAAAUCGUGUCAGCACAGCCCACAGCUGCUACAGCCGCAGAGAUUUCACCUACCGGAGAAUGAGCGGCUAAGCCUGGAGGGUCUGCUGGAUGUGAGAGAAAUCGGCCUGCGAAAGGCAGAGAAAGAGAAAGUCAGUCACGAUAAAUCAUGUCAGCAUAGCCCACAGCUGCACAUGCAGAGAUUUCACCUUCUGGAGGAAGAGGGUUUGUGCCCCGGCAGAAGCCAAUUCCAUGCCUCGCCGUGUUUCCAGGCCCACACAGAAAGCCUGGAAAGGCAUUGCCUCCUGCAGGCCCAUGCCCACAGACAGGUUUUGCACCAGCAGGUGUUUCCCACCAAGCUGAAACCGGUCUUGCCCAGAGCUUCUCUCCAAGUGUCUAGUCCUAUCUUGCACCCAGUCCACAUGCCCUCAACGAUGCCGUCCGGAUCCAUCACUAUCCGCCACACCAUCCUUCAGCACCAUGCCACAUUCCUUCCCCCACAGCCUCCCAUCUUCCCUCAGGUUGUGCCAGUCACCCGCCUCCCCCUGGCACCCGAAAUCUGCCCACCUGCCGGCACGCCUGCCUUCGUCACACCUUCCCAGGUGUCCGUGGUGGCUCCACCCACUAUCCACCCAACAGCUGUGACGUUUCACGCCCUCCCUCGUCCGACUGCAGUCUUUCCGCCCAUCCUCCAUCGGCCAGCGGCGUUCACACCCGUUUUGCCCCCCCACCCCGCUGUCAUUCCACUUCAGCCUCUCUUCUAGAUGCAAAAGACAGUUGUCUUAUGAACAGGAAUUAGAAACAGGGAACAAGGAUCACAAACAUAGAAUGUUGUCCAAAAAACAGGAAUUAUAUUCUACUUUCAGAGUGAACAUUAUUUUGAAAUGCCCUAUUAAAAAAACAUCCCUGGUUCCAUAGCAACAUUGUCAACCUGUUAA
This is a messenger RNA of Colossoma macropomum (tambaqui), 3624 nucleotides long. RefSeq names its product zinc finger protein 804A (gene znf804a). The coding region runs from base 4 to 3450 and encodes 1148 amino acids. The transcript has 4 exons. The record is from RefSeq and is a predicted model, not a curated record. NCBI's taxonomy places the organism in Eukaryota, Metazoa, Chordata, Actinopteri, Characiformes, Serrasalmidae. Gene Ontology annotation, cellular component: nucleus.